AUGCCCCUUUUGCGUGACGCUGCAAAGAGUGAACGUGGUGACUUCACCGAGUGGGGCAUCUCAGCGGAGAGUGGAGGGGUUUAUUUUGAUGUUAUGAAUCCCUUAACGGGACAAAUUGUAGAUAAAUCCUUGAUUUUCAACAUCAGGAUCAGCGAUGUGAACGAUCGUGCACCCCAGUUCCCUGAGAAGGACUUUAACAUCGGCGUGAAGGAGAACCACACUGCAGGUUGUCAACCUAUUUUUCAGAUGUUAACAGUGGAUUUGGAUCAAGAAAAUACUCCAAAUUCUCAUGUCCUUUACUUCCUUGUUUCCCAAACACCGUUACGGAGAGAAAGUGCUUUCUGGAUUGACCGUGUUGGUGGAGAAAUACGGCUGCCAGGAUGCUUAGAUUAUGAGACUGCUCCUCGGCUUGCAUUACUAAUCAGAGCGGAGGAUUGUGGAGGACCACCGUUGCCAUCCACGGCCACGGUUCACAUACGUGUGCGAGACGGCGACAACCACAUAGCGGAAGGCCGAGCCAGCCAGGGCGUGUUAUAUCUUGAGGUCCAAGAUGGUGAUUCGCCAUUUACGUCAGCAUGGAGAGUGAAGUUCAAUAUAUUAAAUGGCAAUGAAGAGGGACAUUUUGACAUUUUGACUGAUCCUGAGACCAGUGAAGGGAUUUUAAAAGUAAUCAAGCCUUUGGACUGUGAGACUCAGCCAGUGCGGAGCCUGGUCGUGGCCGUGGAGAACAAGGAGCCGCUCUUCUCCUGCGAAGGGGGGCAGCUGCAGAGGCCCCAGGCUGCGACCAGCACCACCGCGAGUGUGCGGGGGGCCAGCAUCAACGACCCGGCCGCCUUCCACCCCGGGACCUUCCUCGUCAUUGAAGUCAACGGCGCUGGGCCUGGGACUCAGGUGGGAAUUUUUAAUGCUACUGAUCCGGACAGAACUGCCAGCCGGAUAAGAUACGAACUGGCUUAUGAUCCGGCAGGUUGGGUCAGUGUAGAUGAGCUCCCGGGGGCAGUAAUCAGCAGGAAGCAAGUUGACCGCGAAUCCCCUCAUGUGAAUGGCAGCUUUUACAUGAUCCUCGCUCAUACUGUUGAUGAUGGUGUCCCUCCACGGACGGGGACGGGGACCAUGCUGCUCUUCCUGUCAGACACCAACGACAACGCACCCACCCUCCACCCAAGGUCUCUAUACCUGGCGGUGGAGUCUGCAGGAGGCAAGCCCCUCCCCAUCGAGGCGGAGGAUGGGGACCAGGAGCCCUACUCCGACCCGUUCACCUUCAAAUUGGACAAUACCUGGGGAAACACAGAAGACACGUGGAAACUGGGGGAAAAUCAUGGUCGCUCAGUGGAACUUUUAAUGCUGAGAAGCCUCCCACGUGGUGACUACUUGGUGCCGCUUUUCAUCGGAGAUAAACAGGGACUUUCCCAGAAGCAGACUGUCCAUGUGAGGGUCUGUUCCUGUCCCGGUGGAUUCACAUGCGCAGAGCCCUGUCGGGAGCCGGGCUCCUCCAGGGGGAUCCUGGCCUCUCUCUGUGCAGCGUUCAUAGCUCUGGCAGCCGCUCUGCUUUUCCUGCUGAGAUGCUAUUUUGUGUCUGAAGCCAGGGCAGGGAUCUCUAUGCCACGUGAGGAAGGCACCCAGACCCUGAUCAUGUGGAACGACGAGAGUGGAGCCGCCCCGUCCAGGUGGUGGAACUCGGUGCUUGUGUUUCCUGUCGAUGAAAGGUCAUACGUCAGGGAUCAGAUGUCAGCCCUGUCCAUCAACACAGCCGAGGCCGGCGCCAAGCUGGGCGCUAAGGAUUUCGGCGAAAUGCUGCCAUCUUCGCCAAGUGCAUCACACCAAGUCCACUUUGUGCUGGGGACUCUGGUUUACCUGGAUACUGUGGUGCCCAGAGGACCCCUGGAAGUGAGGGUACGAGUGAUGGCAGGGAUGCUGAGUCAGCAGCUCGGUGGUGCUGACAUCCCCAAGGGAGACCCUGGUUACCCACCUCACGUCUACACAGAGGAGGGCAAGCGUGAGCGAGCAGAGACCCGCAGUUCUCUCGCCUUCUCCGACCAUGACCUGUCUCCUGACUUGCUGGACUCUUUGGGGCCAAAGGCUGCUCCACUGGAAGAAAUAUAUUCUGAGUCAGGUUUUCGUUUCUUAAAAACUGCAUAUUUUGGUGAAUUGGAAUAA
Physeter macrocephalus (sperm whale) is the source of this 2157-nucleotide messenger RNA. RefSeq names its product cadherin 26 (gene CDH26). Gene Ontology annotation, biological process: homophilic cell-cell adhesion; cell-cell adhesion mediated by cadherin; adherens junction organization. The record is from RefSeq and is a predicted model, not a curated record. Lineage: Eukaryota; Metazoa; Chordata; Mammalia; Artiodactyla; Physeteridae. Gene Ontology annotation, cellular component: adherens junction; catenin complex; plasma membrane. Gene Ontology annotation, molecular function: calcium ion binding; cadherin binding.